Acanthosepion pharaonis is the source of this 1728-nucleotide messenger RNA. The record is from the annotation of a GenBank genome assembly. Lineage: Eukaryota; Metazoa; Mollusca; Cephalopoda; Sepiida; Sepiidae.
AUGGAUGCGUAUGUUGUGCAAGACUUCUUCACUUCAUUUUCUGCAUUGUUAUGCUUGUACAAAGCAACGUUUUCUUUUGGCAAUGAAAAGCCGUUUUCUUUCUUGCCAACAAAUUCCUCUGUCAAUUGUGAUUACAUAGACCUUGUCUUUCUCUGUCUCUUACUCAUCACAAAUCUAAAUCUUCUCUCUUUAUUUCAUUUAUCUUAUUUUUCUUCCUUACUCUUUUCUUUCUGUUCUUUCUUUUCAUCUCAUUAUUAUUCUCUUUGUCCCUUUCUCUCUCAUAUGUUUUAUCUUUUUUAUCCCUAUUUUUCAAUUCUCUCCAUUUACCUUUUCUUUUCUUCCUUACUCUUUUCUUUCUGUUCUUUCACUUCAUCUCAUUAUUAUUCUUUCUAUCUCUUUUCCUCCCAUAUUUUUCUUUUUUCCUAUUUCUUCAUUUCUCUUUCUUCAUUUAGCUUUUCUUUUUUUUCUUUACUCUUUUUUUUCUUUACUCUUUUCUUUACUCUUUUCUUUCUCUUCAUCACACUGUUCUUCUCUCUAUUCUUUUCUUUUUCUUUUCUCUCUGAUAUUUCUUCAUUUCCCUAUUUCUUGAAUUCCCUCUAUUCAUUUACCUUUUCUUUUCUCCUUUUUUCUUUCUUUCUCUUUAUCACACUAUUCUUCUCUUUGUCUCUUUCUAUCUAUUCAUUUACCUUUUCUUUUUUCUUUAAUCUUUUUUUUCUGUCCUUUCUCUACAUCACACUGCUCUUCUCUCUGCCAUUUUCUUUUUCUUCUCUCCAUGAUAUUUCUUCUCCCUAUUUUUUAACUCUAUUCAUUUAUUUCUUCUUUCCUUUUUUCUUUUUCAUCACACUAUUCUUCUCUCUGUCUCUUUCUUUUUCUCUUCUUGCUGAUAUGUUUUUUCUUCUUUUUUCUAAUUCUUCAAUUUUCUCUACUUACAUACUAUUACUUUUCCUUUCUCUUUUCUUUCUCUUCAUCAAAUUAUUCUUCUGUCUCUUUCUUUUUCCCUUCUCACUGAUUUGUUUUUUUUUCAUUUUCCUAAUUCUUCAGUUCUUUCUCUUCAUUUACCUUUUGUUUUCUUUUUUCUUUUCUUUCAAUUCUUUUUCUUCGUCACAUUAUUCUUCUGUCGUCCCCUGUCUCUCCCAUUUUUCUGUCAGCGUUUUCUUCCUCAGUUUUCAAAGUUUUAUUAUCUUUCACAUUUUUUCUUUUAUAUUCCUUUACUUUUUCUUUAUAUUGAUGUUUCUCCUUCAUUUUCUUUUUUUACCUUUUUUUAUUCUGUUUCUUCUCCAUUUUAUUCUUCUCCCUUUUUUACCCCUUUUCUUUUCUCUUUCUCUUCUUCUUUUCUCUUUGCAUUUUGUUAAUCUUUUCUUUUGUCUUUUCUUCUUUCUGCAAGUAUCUUCUCUCCUUCUAAUCUGCUUUUAUAUCUCUCUGACUGCCUCUCCCAAUUUUUCUUUCCUUUACCUUUGUGCUUCUCUUUUAACAUUUCUCUUUCUCCUCUUCACUUCUUUUAUCAAUGUUUCUUUUGUUUUUCCAACUCUUCUUCUUUCUGUUUCUCUUGAUUUCUUUUGUCUUUCCUUCUUUCUACAAGUAUCUCUUCUCCUUGUCAUCUCUUUUCAUAUCUUUCUGCAAGCCUCUCCCUCUACACUCCUUAAUCUUUCUAUUCUAUUUAUUCUCUGCUGGAGUGGUUUGCCUUUUCGAUUGACGGAGGCGGCAUCCUCACUGAUAUCAUCAAUGUAG